Molecule: messenger RNA, 2509 nt
Organism: Rosa chinensis
Lineage: Eukaryota; Viridiplantae; Streptophyta; Magnoliopsida; Rosales; Rosaceae
Product: F-box/kelch-repeat protein SKIP11
Exons: 2
Coding region: 625-1983 (452 amino acids)
Cellular component (GO): nucleus
Molecular function (GO): protein binding
Source: RefSeq, a predicted model, not a curated record
CUCUUUUUCUUUCUUUUCUUUCUUUCUUUCUUUUUUUUUUUUGUUUUUUUUUCGAUUAAUUUUAUCUCCAUUUCUUAGUGGGUUGGGAUGAACAUGUUUAUUAUCAAUAACCAAUUGUGAACGGAUCUAAUUUGGUGUGUCUGCUUUUUUCGUUGUUUGUUUUGGGAUUAGUUGAGAGGAAAACUAAUGUCUGGCUUUUGAUUACUGUUACUUUGGAUUACAGGGUUUGCAAUUGUUUGUUGAUAUAUAGGGACCUAAAUUUUUGUUUUUUUUUUUUUUUUUCAAAUACAGUGGAUUCUUGUUUCUUCAUUUGGAAAAAAGAAAAAGGGAAAUUGUUAAAUUCUUGAUGUUUAGCUUUGGUUUUGCAUUGAAGUAUUGUUCUUUUGAAUUGCCUGUAUUCUGGUUUCUGGGUUUGUCCUCUUCUUUGGCAAUUUGAUUCCACUGUAUGGCAUCUUGACUUUCUCAACCAUUAAAAGAAGAAGGAAAAGGAGUCCUUUCAAAGAUUGUUUUUUUGUCCUGCGUCAGUUCAUCUGGAUUGGAUUCAGAAAUCUCAAAGAUGUUGUUGUUCAUUGAAUUCACGCAAUCCAGUUUGCUUUUUAAAGGAUUUCUCUCUGAAUAGGAGAAAUGUUGGAGGGUCGGUUCUGCUUGCUUUCGAGGGUGUUUUCGUGCUCUUGCCAGCAGCAGCCGGAAAGCAAGUGGCCUUACAUGAUGACUUUUCAUCAGCUCAAAGUCGAUAUUGCCAAGGGAAAGCGGCCACUAGAGUUUGAUGGGGAUGAUGAUGAUGAUGAAGAGAAUCGACAGCGCAAGUUGUGUAAGCUACUGGAUUGCUGUGAGGUUAUGGAGACGGCUCAACCUUCUUCGUGUGGUGAGCCGGAGCCAUCCGAAGAUGAGAGUAAUCAGGAUGGGGCUGCUUCCUCAGAUUCAGACUCCCUCAUACAUCGCAUUGGGAGGGACAACUCCAUCAGCUGCCUAAUUCACUGCUCCAGGUCCGAUUAUGGUGCCAUUGCCUCAUUGAACAAGAGCUUUUGGUCGUUGGUUAGGACUGGGGAGCUCUAUAAGCUGAGGAGGCAGAAUGAUGUCAUUGAGCACUGGAUUUAUUUUUCGUGCCACCUUCUUGAAUGGGAAGCGUUUGAUCCCAAUCGGCGAAAGUGGAUGCACUUGCCGAGAAUGACUUCUAACGAAUGCUUCAUGUGUUCGGAUAAGGAGUCUUUGGCUGUAGGCACUGAGCUUCUUGUAUUUGGUAAGGAGGUCACUGCCCAUGUAAUCUUUAGGUACAGUAUUUUAACAAACUCAUGGUCUUCUGGAAUGAGGAUGAAUGCCCCGAGAUGCUUGUUUGGGUCUGCAAGCCUCAAGGAGAUUGCAAUUUUAGCAGGUGGUUGUGAUUCAGAGGGAAGGAUACUCAGCUCUGCUGAGCUAUACAAUUCCGAGACUCAGACUUGGGAGCUCCUCCCGGACAUGAAUAAGCCUCGAAAGAUGUGUUCCGGAGUCUUUAUGGAUGAAAAGUUUUAUGUUAUUGGUGGGAUUGGGGGAAGUGAUUCAAAGGUUCUUACAUGUGGAGAAGAAUAUGAUUUAAAGACGAAAAAAUGGACAGAAAUACCCAACAUGUCUCCUGGACGAAGUGGUGCAGCCAGGGAGAAUGAAAUGCCUGCAACCGCGGAAGCGCCGCCUCUGGUUGCAGUGGUAAAUAAUGACUUGUAUGCAGCUGACUAUGCUGACAUGGAGGUGAGGAAGUAUGACAAAGAAAGAAGAUUGUGGAUCACGGUGGGAAGAUUGCCUGAGCGGGCGGUCUCAAUGAAUGGUUGGGGGCUCGCAUUCAGGGCUUGUGGGGAUCGUCUUAUUGUCAUUGGUGGACCUAGGAAUCUCGGUGAAGGUUUCAUCGAGAUCAAUGCAUGGGUUCCAAGUGAAGGUCCUCCACAGUGGAACUUGCUUGCGAGAAAGCAAUCUGGUAACUUUGUCUAUAACUGUGCUGUAAUGGGAUGCUGAAGCUUCAUAUGUAUAAGAUUGGUUUGUCCACCAACACAGGAGUCUUGCUAAUUGGUAACACUCCCCCUUUCUUUAUAGAUUGUUUUUCCAUUUGGGUGGGGGAGAAUGGGGAAAAGUUUAGACUUACUCAAGAUUCAAUUGAAUAUUUUCUUGGAAUGAGAUCGAUCUUGAGGAAUUUUUUUUUUCUUUUCUUUUCAAACUUCUAUUUGUUUUCCUCCAUGGAAUGUCUUUCCCCCAUUUUUAGUGACAUAAGAAAUUUCAAAGGUUGGCAUCAUGUAGGAAAAGAAUGGGUUCAAUAAUUUGAAGUACCAACACAUCGUGGUAGGUUGUCAGUAGCGCUUGCUGAAGCUUUCUUACUUAAAUACACAGAACUAGUUGUAAUGGUUUCCCUUCUUUAAUUUCAUUUGUGUUGUCGUCGAAAGAGAAUGAGAGAUUGUUAACUUGGAUGCUGGCUUUAUGUACGGAUCACAUACGUGAUGAAAUUGAUGGGAUAUUUUUCAAGUUUUCAAAGUUUUAAAUUCAUGUG